CUAUAAGACACUUGCGGAUCUCAGCGUGCUACUAUAUACUGCUUCACAAAUCGGUACAGCAUGACCGCUCUUGCAGCACCCGCAGUAUUUAUUACAGUCAUCACUGCAUGCUAUGCUCAGUUCGCUGGGCACACAACAGUGGAACCUUGCAACGGCGGCCAGUUUCGGUGCAACGACGGCCAGUGCAUCCCAUCCUCCUGGGUGUGCGACGAGGCCAUCGACUGCGAGCACGGCGAAGAUGAACAUCAAAAUGAAACCUGUGCGACAUCGACCUGUUCAACCUUCGAUGCCUGCAGUACACUACGUGCUCUCAACGCAUCUCUGCGAACACUACGCAGCCACAGCGGAAACCCCUCCGCUCGUGUAGGUGUUCUCGUGGGCUUUUCAUUAGACGACUUAGCGGCGUAUGAGACGGGAUACUUUUGCGACGUCGUUCCUGUCCUAGAAUUUGAGAUUUCGAUUUCCAACGCUUGGCUCUAUGUGCAGCUGGACGAACAGAAAUAUCUGUAUGCCGACUACGUUCAGCUCAGCGGGAGAGUCGUUAAUGACAGAUACUGCGAUUCCUCUUGUACCUGUAAAUGCAGUUUCGCUGCUGCGUAUGUGACGGUUGGAAAGUACCAUGUGGACAGUACUGACCUUCCAGAUCAUUAUGAAACGGCGGCUUUCACGAUGCUGGCGAAUAGGAUUGAAGACUACCUGCGCAAAUCAUCCGAAUAAGUGAAGGAUUAAGGCUGCAUGAUAACACUCGCGUAAAAUCGGACUGGGGCAUCUUACUCCUAGGUAUAACCAACCAUAAAAAUAACACUGUAAUAAAUUAUAAAGAGAGACAGAGAAAUAUGGAGCACGCCAGAUGCGAAGAUAUACGUAAUUCAAAGUGCAUAAUCACUGUGCCAUAUUGGAAAGUGCUGUGAACCAUUUGGAAGCACGACUAUCUUGCCGCUGUAUGGCUGUGAUCGGACGCAGUGCAGGUAUAGGCGACCACAGACGUUUCACCAUCAGAUCUGCAAGUGCAGUGAGACAAAUACUCAGGAGAAGCUGGGUGUUGCAGCAUUAAUCGACGUGUUGAAGGGUAGUAAAUGUGGAAUUUCAUUAUCUAUCGUGGCGUGAUAUGCCGCGCCGUGUUUUCUAACUGUUCCUUUCGAAAUACAACUGAUAAGCUGCUCUUAGUAACCUGAAAGUGUGUUUAAUAUUACCGUAUUGAACUUGAAUAAAAAGUAUUGGAAAUGAAAACGU
Messenger RNA from Ornithodoros turicata, 1233 nucleotides. RefSeq lists its product as uncharacterized. The record is from RefSeq and is a predicted model, not a curated record. The transcript is spliced from 3 exons. Gene Ontology annotation, molecular function: protein binding. The coding region runs from base 61 to 717 and encodes 218 amino acids. Gene Ontology annotation, cellular component: plasma membrane. NCBI's taxonomy places the organism in Eukaryota, Metazoa, Arthropoda, Arachnida, Ixodida, Argasidae.